AUCUCUCCUCCUACCAACCCGAAUCUCUUACGAAAGAACCUUAGUUCUCAUGAAAGUGAGACGAAAACUCCAUUCAAACCCUUUAGAUUAUUAAAUAAUUAAUACUUAAAUUUUAAAUGUCGUAGCAUAGUUGAGUUGAGUUCCAUCUUCUUGGAUUGAAAAAAAGUCGUAAAUAUAUAUAUGAUAUAUCUUAUAUUAUAUUAAACAAAAACACUAAAAACUACGUUAAUUUAAUGAAUAUAUAUUGUUUUGAUUUCUAUUUCCAAAUCAUUAUUAGAAUGAAGAAGAUGAUUUGGAGGUUGGUCGUUUUUCUGGUUCUGCUACUCCCGCUGCCGGGGGCGGCGGCGGCAGCGGUGUUACCUGUUGAGAAACAGUUCGGACCAUUCGACCCAUCUUACUACAGCAUCUUCUCCGUACUAACGCCAGCCACCAUAAGCAACGGCGCUCUACAAGUGACUCCAGACUCGGCCGGGAACUUCACCUUGGCCAACCGCUCCGGCCGAAUCUUCUUCAACCAAUCUUUCAAGCUCUGGGACGAGUCUUCCAAUAAGGUGGCCUCCUUCAACACUUCAUUUCUCUUUAACAUGUUUCGGAACAACGGGUCUUCGGGUCCGGGAGAAGGUUUGGCUUUUGUUAUAGCUCCUAAUAACGUGGACCUUCCUCCGGGAAGCAGCGGUCAGUACCUGGGUUUGACCAACGCCACCACUGACGGAAAUUCCAGCAACAAAAUCGUCGCCGUCGAGCUCGACACGGUCAAGGAGAGCUUCGACCCGAAUGACAACCAUUUGGGUCUCGAUAUAAACUCAGUCAAGUCCAUCAAGACUGUCAAUCUCUCCGCCUUCGGCAUCGAGAUCGCCCCCGUCGGUACCCGGUUCCAUAUGGUCUGGAUCCAAUACGAUGGCGAUUCGAAAAGGCUCAGCGUUUUCCUGGCCGAGCAGAAACGGGAAAGUGAUUUGACUUUCGUGAUCCAGCCCAGACCCACCAAGCCCCUCAUGACGGCGAAUCUUGACCUCAGCAAGCUCGUCAACCAAAAUUCCUACCUGGGUUUCGCCGCAUCCACCGGGGACACAUUCCAGCUGAAUUGCGUGCUGAGAUGGAAUCUGACGGUGGAGAAGCUUCCGGGUGGAGAUGAUCAGACUAGCGGAGGGAACAGGAAUAUCGGGGUUGCGGUGGGGUUGGGGGUGUCCGGAGCGGUGAUUCUGGUGGUGGGAUUAAUGGGGUUGUCUUAUUACAUUUAUCGGCGGCGGAAGGUGGCUUCGGACCCGGCGAUUUUGGGGGCACUGAAGAGCCUUCCGGGCACGCCUAGGGAGUUCAUGUUCAGCGAGCUGAAAAAGGCGACCAACAAUUUUGAUGAGAAACGGAAAUUGGGUCAGGGAGGUUUUGGUGUGGUUUAUAGAGGUUUGUUGCCUAAAGAGAGGGUCGAAAUUGCUGUGAAGAAAUUCUCAAGGGAAAAUCUCAAAGGCAAAGAUGAUUUCUUGUCCGAGUUAACCAUCAUUAAUCGUCUUCGUCACAAACACUUGGUCAGCUUACUCGGGUGGUGCCACAAGAACGGGUCAUUGCUACUUGUAUACGACUACAUGCCCAACGGCAGUCUGGACAACCACCUCUUCUGCAGCCCGGAGCAGGAGCCACUGAGCUGGAACCUCCGUUACAAGAUCGCAACCGGGGUGGCCUCGGCCCUGCAUUACCUCCACAACGAGUAUGAGCUGAAGGUGGUCCACCGUGACCUCAAAGCCAGCAACAUCAUGCUGGAUGCUCACUUCAACGCCCGCCUCGGUGACUUCGGCCUGGCGCGCGCCAUCGACAAUGAGCGCACCUCCUACGCCGACCAGCACCUCGACGGCGUCCCUGGCACGCUAGGUUACAUUGCCCCUGAGUGUUUCCACACCGGCAAGGCCACCCGCGAGUCUGAUGUAUACGGCUUUGGUGCUGUCCUGCUUGAGCUCGUCUGCGGCCAGAGGCCAUGGACCAAGAUGGAAAGCUUCAACUCCCUGGUAGAUUGGAUAUGGUGGCUGCACCGGGAGGGCUGCCUUCUCAAGGGGGUCGACGAGAGGCUGGGAAGUGACUACACGGAGGAGGAGGCUGAGAGGCUUCUGCUGCUGGGAUUGGCUUGUUCCCAUCCUAAUGCCGGGGAGAGACCAACAACGGAGGCCAUCAUUCAGAUCAUCUCCGGGUCGGUUGCGGUGCCCCAUGUCCCGCCUUUCAAGCCAUCUUUCGUGUGGCCGUCGUAUAUGCCCGAUGGGGCGGCGUUGGGGUUGGACAGUAGCAGUUACACUAAUUCUAACGCCAAUAGCAUGGCCACUAGUAUCACUACUGGCUCCUCUUGGCACGUUGGUUGGACGCCUUAGCAUCUCACCAGGCACCACACUCGGGAUAGCAUAGCAACGGAGGAGCCUCUUGUUCUAUUUUUAUAUACCUAAAACAUUCCUAUAAAUACAUGUUUUCAUUACCACUUCGUAAUUGUUUCGAGUCGAAUAGAAAUCGAGGUGUUGACAUCAAAUAUUUAUUCUACUUUGGUCUCUGAUUUUUUUUUUCCUUGGGUUAUUCACUUUUUUUUAGUUAAUUAUUGUUCAAUAUUGUAGGGGAGUGGAGGACAAGGGUUUUGGCCGUGUGAAUUGUACAGUCUGAUUAUUCGUCACGUAUAUAAGAAAUUGUUUUGAUUGCUUUAUAUAA
Messenger RNA from Humulus lupulus (European hop), 2673 nucleotides. RefSeq names its product probable L-type lectin-domain containing receptor kinase S.5. Gene Ontology annotation, biological process: protein phosphorylation. The transcript is spliced from 2 exons. The record is from RefSeq and is a predicted model, not a curated record. Gene Ontology annotation, molecular function: ATP binding; carbohydrate binding; protein kinase activity. Bases 234 to 2348 code for a protein of 704 amino acids. Gene Ontology annotation, cellular component: plasma membrane. Lineage: Eukaryota; Viridiplantae; Streptophyta; Magnoliopsida; Rosales; Cannabaceae.